CUCCCAAUGGCUUGAAACCUCGAAGCUAUCAACUAGCAAAAAAACAACAAUUCGUGUCAAAGAAAAAGAUGAUGGUUCACUUUCAGAGGAGAUGCUCUCAAAAAUAUCUAUAACCAAAUCUAAUUCGCAUGCAUCCAAUAAUGAAAAAGAUAUUCCAGAACAUCAAGAAGAAGCCAAGAAUAUCAAAACCCUUCAAAAGAGAAGAAGUCGCUCAACAAAGCUUGACAUUCGGAAGAGCCUCAUUAGAUUAAGAAAGCGUAUCAUGUCUAAGAACACCAUGAAGUUUACCCAGACUCUUAAAAAGAACAGAGGAAACCCUAACAAGUACCUUGGAAGAAGGUCUCAGUACAUUGGGGUGACCAAGAACAAUACAAACUGGCAAGCUCUUAUCAACGUUAAGGGUGCCAAGAAGUACAUCGGCACUUUCUUGCAUGAAGUUGAAGCAGCAAAGGCUUAUGAUUUAUACUCAUUGGCGAUGCAGGGCAAGAAAGCAUCUCUAAACUUUAAUUACACAGGAAAAGAAAUGGCAAAGAUGAUAUCUUAUUUCCUUGCCCAUGGCUCCAUAAAGCCUCUUGAAUAA
Moneuplotes crassus is the source of this 580-nucleotide messenger RNA. The record is from the annotation of a GenBank genome assembly. Lineage: Eukaryota; Ciliophora; Spirotrichea; Euplotida; Euplotidae.